UGGCAACUUUGCUGGCUGCAUCUUUGCAAUUCUGCACCCCCUCCCUCUCCCCUCCGUCCCUCACAAAUUUUCCCUCUGAGACGAAGCUCUGCUCAGCAAGAACGAACUCCAGCUAGCUAGUUGAAUUGGACCGUCGUUUGUCUGUACCAUGCUUGGGUUGUCUUCUGCCUCCCUGGUGGUUGCCUUGUUAGCUGUUUCUCUCGACAAAAUUAGCUCGUACUGGACGGGAAGAGUAGCCGCUGAUGAACGCGUCGUAUUUUUCCCGACAGCAGGACGUCAGCUGAAUCAAACACACUGGGAGGUGCCAAUACAUGGAUGGAUCUUUGAGCCAGAACAAGAGAGCAAGAAACGCAAAGCCUUCUUGAAGGUCUUGGCCAAAUCUCUCAAGGUUUCAGACCCGGAGCAGAAAAGUAUUCUCAAUCGGAGGAUGAGACCCUUUGUGGUGGACAAUCAAAGCUACAAACGACCAAAGAUUACUCUUAGAGGCUCCACGUUUCGAAUGCCAAGAUCAAAGAAGAAUGGACACUUUACCUCCACUUUGAUUCUUCCGUGGAAUAGCAAAGAAGCGACAACAAUCCGUUACCAAGCCCUUGAUGAUACAGGUGGUACCAACAGACGUUUUGAAGGUGCUGUUCACCUGGUACCUCGCACGGGGGUUUCUGUCAUUUCGGAUAUCGACGACACAAUCAAAAUCACCAACUACCUUGACAAGAAGGCUUUCUUGAAGAAUACGUUUCUCUUGCCAUUCCAAGCAGUGCCAGGAAUGGCAGAGCUCUUUCAACAGUGGAAAGCGGACCACGAAAACUGUUGCUUUCAUUUCGUUUCAGCCUCGCCGUAUCAACUGUACGAAGAACUGGAAUCAUUUCGUCAAAGAGAAGGCUUUCCUCCAGCCACCUUUCACCUCAAAACGAUUCGACCAAAAGACAAGAGCAUUCUCCAGUUGUUCGCGGAUCCAGUGGAUUACAAACGUCAACACAUUGAAGGCAUCCUCAGGAGAUUCCCAAAACGGACUUUUAUCUUUGUGGGCGAUUCCGGGGAGAAGGAUUGCGAAAUCUAUGCUGGAAUCUACAAGGACUAUCCAAAUCAGGUACAACAGAUUUGGAUACGGAACAUAAACUCGGCAACUGCCGAACGUAUGAAGGGUGUCCCUUUUGAAAAGUGGCAGUACUUUGGGAAUGGAACCGAGCUGCUGAAAUGACUGCUUUCUAUCCUGCAGGAAAAGAGCAGACUCUUUGCUAAAAUCGUGUGACUCCUGACUACUGCAUGCAAAGAAUACCGGUAGCACCACUGCGAUCAGUGUUCAUACCAGUACUGGUACCCUGAAACAUCCUCGGGAUUCUCACAAGCUUCGCGACUGCAUAAAUCUGACGGGCGGAAUCACAACGCGGGCUAGCUAUAGCUACGGUGGGCGCAUGAGCCUAUUCAUUCGUUGCAGUUGUUGGGGUUGCGGUAGCCGCAAGGCGUUCUAGUAACAUGCAACUCAAUCUAUAAAGUUAUUAGCUAAGAAUAUAUAUCCAGAGCUCCGGGU
Seminavis robusta is the source of this 1528-nucleotide messenger RNA. The record is from the annotation of a GenBank genome assembly. Lineage: Eukaryota; Bacillariophyta; Bacillariophyceae; Naviculales; Naviculaceae.